Molecule: messenger RNA, 1209 nt
Organism: Carassius auratus (goldfish)
Lineage: Eukaryota; Metazoa; Chordata; Actinopteri; Cypriniformes; Cyprinidae
Product: protein Mis18-beta-like
Exons: 5
Coding region: 22-615 (197 amino acids)
Biological process (GO): chromosome segregation; CENP-A containing chromatin assembly
Cellular component (GO): chromatin; nucleus; chromosome, centromeric region
Source: RefSeq, a predicted model, not a curated record
ACAAAACUUGUUUAUGUAAUCAUGUCGAACAGCACUCGAAGUUUUCCCGAAAUCUCUUAUGUUAUCGGCCCAUGUGACUCGACACAGAUUAGUUCAAUUGCAGAUCAGCUAAGAGCAGUGAAGGACGGAGAAGCCUGUACUGUAAUAGACUUUAGGAAUUGCAGUGUUCUACAAUGCAUGACAUGCAACACAGUGCUUGGAGACUCUCUCGGCAUCUGUGGGGAAGUCCCGAGCCUCCAGAGUAUCAUUUGUUUGAAAGUUACUGAGGAUGUGAGGGUACACAAAAAGUUGGAGAUGAGUUUGAUUGGUAAACUGGCUUUCUCCACCCACCAAGUCCUUGACUGUGCUGGUUGCCAUAGUGCCAUUGGCCUUGUUCUUCACUCCACCCCAGAGCACCUGUCUGCUUUACAAAACCUCUUCCUUUUACGAAAAGAGCUCAUAAACUGCUACAUGCUAAGAAGUGGUGCAUGUGUUAAAGCCUCCAAAAUCAACUUCAAACACAGACUAAUGGACAAAAAUAUUAAAGAGCUGGAGCAGGAUUUAGAAGCUCAGCUGAAGCAGGUAAAGAUUCUGGAAGGAAUGAUGGAAAAAAUGUACACACGCAAUGUAAGCUAAAGCAGUGCCAGGCAUGGAAUAUGUAGUGGCUUUGUUAUAACUGCUGAAAUAGUGUGUAUUUAUAUUUUUGUAUUAUGUAUUGAAUUACAAUGUCAUUCUUUGAAAAUGUUUAAAAUGAGUGAAAUACUAACUCCAUUGGUUAUUGUAUUUCUUUAUUUACAUUAUGUGCAGAGAAAGGAAUAGUAUAACAGUAAAUAAAAGUAUAUAUUAUUUAAGAAAAAUGACUUAUCUAAUCUCUUACACUACCAGAUGAAGUAUAACACUGAAGAAAGAAAACACAACAUAUGUUUAUGAUUGGCACCAUGCUGCUUUUUUAUUGCUAAAAUUUUAUAAUUGUUUUGUACAAAAUCAUGCGGGGCGCAUCUGUAGUGCAUAGGUCAGACUAAGCAUAGAGUUUUACAUUCAGAGGCAAAAUCAGCAAUGCAAAUUAGGUCAUCAAAGCAUACAAACUUAUGUUCUGCACUAUUUGCAAUGAACUUGUAAUUUUAUUUCAUUUAAACUCACAAUUGUUAGUUUUGCUAAAACAUAUUGUAUCUUGCCCCUUGAAUCACAGACUUGUAACAUUUUAAUUAUACAAUACUCAAAUCCAAAAAA